Molecule: messenger RNA, 5381 nt
Organism: Larimichthys crocea (large yellow croaker)
Lineage: Eukaryota; Metazoa; Chordata; Actinopteri; Sciaenidae
Gene: thbs1a
Product: thrombospondin 1a
Exons: 22
Coding region: 184-3693 (1169 amino acids)
Biological process (GO): cell adhesion; negative regulation of angiogenesis
Cellular component (GO): extracellular region
Molecular function (GO): protein binding; calcium ion binding
Source: RefSeq, a predicted model, not a curated record
GCAGGAGAAGUCAGAAGACUAAGUCCAAACACCGGCAUAAAAUCCGGAGAAGAGCUCAUAGAGACUUUGGCACUCAAAUUACGGGAUAAAAUAAUCGGAGAAUCGAGGACUUUUCUUCUUCUUUAUCUAUUUUAAAAAGGGGAUUUUUCUUUUUUUUUAAAAGGGACCACAGGAGAUUUCGAGAUGAUGCUGUGUGGCAUCUUUUUGCUGUUGAUGCUUUGGACUUGUGAAGGCGCAAGACUGGCAGAGGCUCGGGAUGAUAACAGUGUGUAUGACUUAUUUGAUCUGGCCCGGGUAAGCAAGAGACAUAACGGAGUGAGUUUGGUCAAAGGCGUAGAUCCCUACAGCCCUGCAUACAAGGUCCUGAAUGCAGACCUGAUCCCCCCAGUCCCCGACAGCUCCUUCAGGGACCUCCUCGACUCCAUCCAGGCUGAGAGGGGCUUCAUCCUGCUUGUCAACCUCAAGCAGAUCAAAAAAAGCAGGGGCAGCAUUUUGACCAUUGAGAAGAAUGACCAAUCUGGACCCAUUUUCGAGAUCAUUUCCAACGGAAGGGCAAACACUCUGGAUGUGGUCUACUCCACUCUGAACCAGCAGCAGGUCGUGUCCAUCGAGGAUGCAGAUUUGGCUACUGGACACUGGAAGAACAUCACACUGUUCGUUCAGGAUGACCGGGUGCAGCUUUUUGUCGGCUGUGAGGAGAUCGAUGUAUCAGAGAUGGAGUUGCCAAUUCAUAAAGUGCUGUCCCAGGAGGUGGCAGACAUUGCCAGACUCAGGAUUGGAAAAGGAGCUGUGAGGGACAAAUUUGUGGGAGUUCUUCAGAAUGUACACUUUGUCUUUGGGACCACUCUUGAUGCCAUACUGAGAAAUAAGGGAUGCCAGAGUGGAGCUGCCUUAACUGAUGUCAUGACCCUGGACAACCCAGUCAAUAACUCCAGCCCUGCCAUUAGGACUGAUUACAAUGGCCACAAAGCCAAGGAUCUGCAGUCUGUCUGCGGCUUCUCGUGUGAGGAUAUCGCCAGCAUGUUUAAGGAGCUCAAGGGACUCGGUGUGGUUGUUAAACAGCUGUCAAAUGAUCUCCGCAAAGUGUCUGAGGAGAGCACUGUGCUGAAAAAUAAAAUGAACAUUCAGCAUGGAAUUUGCAUCCACAACGGCAUUGUGUACAAGGACAAAGAUGAAUGGACCGUGGAUGGCUGCACCGAGUGCACCUGCCAGAACUCUGCUACCGUGUGUCGCAAAAUCUCCUGCCCUCUGGUGCCCUGUGCUAACGCCACCGUGCCCGAUGGAGAGUGCUGCCCUCGUUGCCCGUCCUAUAAAGAGGAUGGUUGGUCCCCCUGGUCUGAAUGGACCCCUUGUUCGACAACUUGUGGUCGUGGCAUCCAGCAGCGCGGACGCUCCUGCGACCGCAUCAACAACAACUGUGAGGGCACCUCUGUUCAGACCCGUGACUGCUACCCCCAGGAAUGUGACAAACGCUUCAAACAGGAUGGUGGUUGGAGCCACUGGUCUCCCUGGUCUUCUUGCUCUGUGACCUGUGGUGAGGGAGUCAUCACCCGGAUACGCCUUUGCAACUCUCCCACACCCCAGAUGGGUGGAAGGGACUGCCAGGGAGAAGGACGUCAAACUGAAAUCUGCAGAAAUUCCCCUUGUCCUAUUGAUGGAGGUUGGGGACCUUGGUCACCAUGGGACACCUGCACUGUUACCUGUGGUGGAGGAAUCCAGAACCGCAAACGUCUCUGCUCUGAUCCUGCCCCCAAAUACGGAGGAAAGGAUUGUAUUGGUGAUGGCACUAUGACUCAACUGUGCAACAAUCAGAGCUGCCCUGUUGAUGGUUGUCUCUCCAGCCCAUGCUUCCCUGGAGCAAGAUGCAUCAGUUUCCCUGAUGGCUCUUUCAAGUGUGGCAAGUGUCCUCUUGGCUACACUGGAAAUGGCAUCAAAUGUAAAGACGUCAACGAGUGUAAAGCUGUUCCUGAUGCUUGCCAUACACAUAACGGAAUCCAUCGCUGUGAGAACACCGAACCCGGUUACAACUGUCUGCCCUGCCCAACACGUUUCUCUGGCCCUCAGCCAUUUGGAAGAGGAGUGGAACAAGCAACUGCUAAAAAACAGGUUUGCAAACCCCGCAACCCUUGCCAGGAUGGUAGCCAUGACUGCCAUAAAAAUGCAAACUGCAUCUACUUGGGCGUCUACUCUGAGUCCAUGUUCCGCUGUGAGUGCAAGCCAGGAUAUGCUGGGAAUGGUCAUAUUUGCGGAGAGGACAGUGAUCUGGAUGGAUGGCCCAACACUGACCUGCUGUGUGUGGAGAACGCCACCUACCACUGCAAGAAGGAUAACUGCCCCGUCCUUCCCAACUCUGGACAGGAAGAUCAUGACAAAGAUGGCCUGGGUGAUGAAUGUGACCAUGAUGAUGACAAUGAUGGGAUCCCCGAUGAUAGGGACAACUGCCCAAGAGUGUACAACCCUGCCCAGUAUGACGCAGACAGAGAUGAUAUUGGCGACCGCUGUGACAACUGUGUGUUCGAGGCUAACACUGACCAAACUGAUACUGACAACAAUGGAGAGGGUGAUGCCUGUGCUGUUGACAUUGAUGGUGAUGGCAUUCUGAAUGAGAAUGACAAUUGCCCAUAUGUUUACAACGUGGACCAGAGAGAUACUGACAGGGAUGGUGUGGGAGACCAUUGUGACAACUGUCCUUUGGAGCAUAACCCUGAUCAGAUUGACUCUGACUCAGAUCGCGUAGGAGACAAGUGCGACAACAACCAGGACAUUGACGAAGAUGGUCACCAGAACAAUUUGGACAACUGCCCCUACAUACCCAACGCCAACCAGGCAGACCACGACAAGGAUGGCAAGGGUGAUGCCUGUGACCAUGAUGAUGACAAUGACGGCAUUCCUGAUGAGAAAGACAACUGUAGGCUGGCCUUCAACCCUGAUCAGGUCGACUCUGAUGGUGAUGGCCGUGGUGAUGUGUGCAAAGAUGAUUUUGACCAAGACAAUGUUCUGGACAUCUAUGACGUGUGCCCAGAGAACUUUGCCAUCAGUGAAACAGACUUCCGCAGAUUCCAAAUGGUUCCUCUGGACCCCAAGGGCACAUCCCAGAUUGACCCCAACUGGGUGGUCCGGCAUCAGGGCAAGGAGUUGGUGCAGACUGUCAACUGUGACCCUGGCAUUGCUGUUGGUUAUGAUGAGUUCAGUGCAGUGGAUUUCAGUGGAACAUUCUUCAUCAACACGGACAGAGAUGACGACUAUGCUGGCUUUGUGUUUGGCUACCAGUCCAGCUCACGCUUCUACACAGUGAUGUGGAAACAGAUCACACAAACCUACUGGUCCCACACACCCACAAGAGCUCAAGGCUACUCUGGCCUGUCAAUCAAAGUGGUCAACUCCACCACAGGGCCUGGUGAGCAUCUGAGGAACGCCCUGUGGCACACCGGAGACACAGCAGGACAGGUGCGCACUCUGUGGCACGACCCCAAGAACAUUGGCUGGAAGGACUUCACUGCCUACAGAUGGCAUCUGAUCCACAGACCCAAGACUGGACUUAUUAGAGUAAUCAUGUAUGAAGGCAAGAGAAUCAUGGCCGAUUCUGGAAACAUCUACGACAAGACAUACGCUGGUGGGCGACUAGGCUUGUACGUCUUCUCUCAGGAGAUGGUUUACUUCUCAGACCUCAAAUAUGAAUGCAAAGAUACAUAAUUGGACCACAGAGCCUUCCAGACAGAAUCAGUCUGUCAGUAUGACUAUAUAUAUAUAUAUAUAUGGGACCUGGAUCGAUAUCUCUUUAACUUUUUCUUUUGAGAAAUGCACAUUGGAGGAAUGACGAGCAAGUGAACUAACGUGAGGUAAACUGACCUCAGGACUUUAAGCCAAAUGAAAGUUCAAUGAUGAUUCUGCACCACUGCACCAAACUCAAAUUGUGAGCGCAGCUCUGCUCAGAAGAAUUGGCCCUCUCAUUUGUUGCUCUGAUCUGCAUUGAUGGGGGGGCACGUUUUUAGCUUUGCACACCUGAACUGUUGUUAGUUGGCGGUAUUUCUCCCUGGAUGAGGGACCAAAGAGAGAGAAGAGUGUUUUAUGUUUUUAAUUAUUUUUAUUAUUAUUUUUGAGCAUUAAUAUACAUCUGCUGUGGACUCGAAGAGACUAGUGUCAGUAUGAAGAGAGCAGUGAGAGAACUUUCUUAGGACGGGGAAAAUAUACCCCUUGAAGGAACUGUUGAGGGACCAUGGACAGUAUGGACUGACUGUUACUAUCAAAGAGAGUGAAUGUUGUUUGUGUGUUUGUGCAUGUGUGUCAACCAACAAGCAUAAUUAUGAAGACAACCAUGUAAGUUUUUUAUCUUUAUUUCUCACCCCACUUUCAUCCAGACCUGUAUAUACGUAGGUCAUGAAUUUAGUCGAGGCUUAGGGCUGGCCCAAAACAUUUGUCUUCUCAGGAAAGAGCACUAGAAGAAACAAGGAGAGCACAAAAUUCAGGACAGCACAGGGCCCCAAAGCAGGUGCACUGAACACUGCUUUGGAACAGUAAUUAUUAGCAAAUAUUACGUUAAUAUCUCUAAUCUUUACUGACGGUGUUAAGGGACGUAAACAGCAAGGGCCAGUCUAUUUCCUGUGAUAAGUAAACCAUUGUAAGUAUGGCUGCUAAUCUGGACUCAUCUCUGUGUCUUGCCAUAUUAAAAUCAAUAUCUAAUGGCAAGAUCUAGCAUUACAUUAAAAGGUAAAAGAUAGGCAUCAUGUACAGUAUCUCUGAAUAUUCUGCUUCUGCACAGUGUGCUUGACUUGUGUGGCUGAGCUUGUGUGUACAUUUCUGACAAAGAGAAUAACAAAGGAAAAGGAAACCCUUUAUGUACAAAUAUUACCUCAUUAAUUCUUUUUGUAUUGAGGCCAGCAAUACACAAGAAUCACUUGUCUUAGCAACAGAGUAUAAAUUGGUUGGCUUCUGUUUUUUUUUUGUUUUUUUUAGCAAGACUUUAGUAUCAUUUAUAUGCUGUAUAUAAGAUAUUUUUGUAGCGAGAGAAGCGCCAAACAGGAACGUAAAGGAUUAAAGAAAUGUUGUCUUGACUAUAUUGUGCUAUAUGUAUUUCCUGUGCAUUGUUUUGAUAAAUUAUUAUGUCUGUUGUAUGUUGAGGUCAUUUCAUUGUGUAGAUAUAUGCUAUUUAAAUAAUUUAUCUAGAAGCGUAGCCUCAUAUGGAAGCGUUUCUGUCUGUAUAAACUUAUUUGCACACUGACAUGAGGAUGUCUUUGUUGUUUUGUUUUUUUGUAUGUCUUUUUUUAAUUAUUAGUGAAGCUUUUCUAUAAACUUUGUACUAUAGUUUCUACCCAAAGUGCUGUUUAUACUCUUACCUGGUAUUUUGUAAUGUCAAGUGAACAAUAAACAUUUCUGGAAAAAAA